AUGGUUGUUCCAAAGUUUAUAGAAUUAGAAGGCGGUGAUCGUAUGCCGAUUAUUGGUUUUGGAACCUGGCAGGCUCCAGCAGAUAUUCUCGUAAAAUCAGUGGAGACAGCAUUAGAAGCCGGUUACAGACAUUUUGAUUCGGCUCGUGCUUAUGAAAACGAGGCUGCUUUGGGUAAAGCCCUUAAUAAAUGGAUAGGAGGGGACGUAAACAAAAGGAAGGAAUUAUUUGUAGUCACGAAACUACCGCCUGGUGGUAACCGUCCAGAUCUCGUCGAGCAGUACUUCGAAAACUCUCGUCAAGACUUAGGAUUGGAUUACAUAGACCUUUAUUUAUUACACACGCCAUUUGGAUUUCAACAUGUUCCUGGUGAUUUGCAUCCCAAAAAUCCUGACGGCAGUAUGAUGGUCGACCAUACAACCGAUUUAAUAGCAGUCUGGAAGGCAGUAUUAAAACUAAAAGAAUCUGGAAGAGUGCGCCAUGUUGGCGUAUCCAACGUAAAUGAGGAACAACUAAUAAGAUUGGCAGCUGUAGAAAAGCCGGCAUGUUUACAAGUCGAGGUUCACGUUUUAUGCCAACAAAAGUCGUUGAUAGCAGCCGCAAACCGACUUGGAAUACCCGUAGUGGCAUAUUCUCCUUUAGGAUCGAGGGCUCUAACUAAUAUGCUAGCUGCGAAAACAGGCCGUGAUUACCCGCAUCUAUUAGAAUUACCCCUGGUAUUAGAGCUUGCAAAGAAAUAUUCACGGACUCCAGCACAAAUAUUACUAAGAUUCUUACUUCAACAUGGUGUUGGCGCCAUACCAAAAAGUACAGAUCCAACAAGAAUCAAACAGAACAUAUCUCUUUGGGAUUUCGAAUUGAAUGACAAGGAAAUGCAGGAUUUGCAUAACUUAGAUCGUGGAGAAGAAGGACGUAUAUGUGACUUUGGAUUCUUCAUCGGCGUCCAAACACACCCUGAAUUUCCUUUUAAAAAGAAUUAA
Danaus chrysippus (African queen) is the source of this 978-nucleotide messenger RNA. The record is from the annotation of a GenBank genome assembly. NCBI's taxonomy places the organism in Eukaryota, Metazoa, Arthropoda, Insecta, Lepidoptera, Nymphalidae.